This is a messenger RNA of Ailuropoda melanoleuca (giant panda), 2540 nucleotides long. RefSeq names its product leucine rich repeat and fibronectin type III domain containing 4 (gene LRFN4). The transcript is spliced from 2 exons. Gene Ontology annotation, molecular function: protein binding. Gene Ontology annotation, cellular component: cell surface; postsynaptic density membrane; glutamatergic synapse. NCBI's taxonomy places the organism in Eukaryota, Metazoa, Chordata, Mammalia, Carnivora, Ursidae. The coding region runs from base 355 to 2265 and encodes 636 amino acids. The record is from RefSeq and is a predicted model, not a curated record. Gene Ontology annotation, biological process: synaptic membrane adhesion; regulation of presynapse assembly; regulation of postsynaptic density assembly.
AGGGGAUGGCGCGGAGGGAGGGGGCUGGCGGUUCCUGGAGAUGCCAGAGAAAGGAAGUUCCGGGACCCUCCCUGCUCUAGUGCCCACCUCCGCUUCCUGCCUCAUGCUGCACCUUGUCCCCAGAGCCAGGACCCCCCCAUCGGCUUGGGAAAUGUGACCUUUACUCUGGGGGGCCUGGCCCUGCAGGCCCCAGCCUUCUUUCAGGUCUGGGGGGCCCCUGGGGCCUCUGACCCUGACCCCCACCCAGGCCAGGCUCUGGAAGCCGGCCCUUGGGACUGCGCCGCGGGCACAGUGGGCAUCUGCACCCGCCCCACCUGUGCCUGGGCUCUGGCCCUUCCCUACAGGGCGCUCACCAUGGCCCCGCCACUCCUGCUGCUGCUGCUGGCCAGCGGAGCGGCCGCCUGCCCACUGCCCUGUGUCUGCCAGAACCUGUCCGAGUCGCUCAGCACGCUCUGUGCCCACCGAGGCCUGCUGUUUGUGCCACCCAACGUGGACCGGCGCACAGUGGAGUUGCGGCUGGCUGACAACUUCAUCCAGGCCUUGGGGCCGCCAGACUUUCGAAACAUGACAGGGCUGGUGGACCUGACGCUGUCCCGAAAUGCCAUCACCCGCAUCGGGGCCCGUGCUUUUGGGGACCUGGAGAGCCUGCGCUCCCUGCACCUGGACGGCAACAGGCUGGUUGAGCUGGGCACCGGCAGCCUCCGGGGCCCCGUCAACCUGCAGCACCUCAUCCUCAGCGGCAACCAGCUAGGCCGAAUCUCGCCCGGGGCCUUCGACGACUUCCUGGACAGCCUGGAGGACCUGGACUUGUCCUACAACAACCUGCGGCAGGUCCCCUGGGCUGGCAUCGGUGCCAUGCCCGCCCUCCACACCCUCAACCUGGACCACAACCUCAUUGAUGCACUGCCCCCGGGCGCCUUUGCCCAGCUCAGCCAGCUCUCCCGCCUCGACCUCACCUCCAACCGCCUGGCCACGCUGGCGCCUGACCCGCUCUUUUCCCGGGGGCGCGACGCAGAGGCCUCGCCUGCCCCCCUGGUGCUGAGCUUCAGCGGGAACCCCUUGCACUGCAACUGUGAGCUGCUGUGGCUGCGGCGGCUGGCCCGGCCCGACGACCUAGAGACGUGCGCCUCCCCUCCGGGCCUGGCCGGCCGCUACUUCUGGGCGGUGCCCGAGGGCGAGUUCUCCUGUGAGCCCCCCCUCAUCGCGCGCCACACGCAGCGCCUCUGGGUGCUGGAGGGCCAGCGGGCCACGCUGCGGUGCCGGGCCCUCGGCGACCCUGCACCCACCAUGCACUGGGUUGGCCCCGAUGACCGGCUGGUUGGCAACUCCUCCCGAGCCCGGGCUUUCCCCAACGGGACCCUGGAGAUUGGGGUGACGGGCUCCGGGGACGCAGGGGGCUAUACCUGCAUUGCCACCAAUCCUGCCGGUGAGGCCACAGCCCGGGUAGAGCUCCGGGUGCUGGCCUUGCCCCACGGCGGGAACGGCAGUGCUGAGGGGGGCCGUCCGGGGCCCUCGGACAUUGCUGCCUCAGCCCGCACUGCUGCCGAGGGCGAGGGGACACUAGAGGCUGAGCCAGGUGUGCAGGUGACAGAGGUGACCGCAACCUCAGGGCUGGUGAGCUGGGGGCCGGGACGGCCAGCAGACCCCGUGUGGAUGUUCCAAAUCCAGUAUAACAGCAGCGAGGACGAGACCCUCAUCUACCGGAUUGUCCCGGCCUCCAGCCACCACUUCCUGCUAAAGCACCUCGUUCCUGGUGCCGACUAUGACCUCUGCCUGCUGGCCCUGUCACCUGCCGCCGGGCCUUCCGACCUCACAGCCACGAGGCUGCUGGGCUGUGCCCACUUCUCCACGCUACCGGCUGCACCCCUGUGCCACGCCCUGCAGGCCCACGUGCUGGGCGGGACACUGACCGUGGCUGUGGGGGGUGUGCUGGUGGCUGCCUUACUGGUCUUCACUGUGGCCUUGCUGGUUCGGGGCCGGGGGGCCGGGAAUGGCCGCCUUCCCCUCAAGCUCAGCCACGUCCAAUCCCAGACCAACGGAGGCCCCAGCCCCACGCCCAAGGCCCACCCGCCACGGAGCCCACCACCUCGGCCCCAACGCAGCUGCUCCCUGGACCUGGGAGACGCCGGCGGGUGCUACGGUUACGCCAGGCGCCUUGGAGGGGCCUGGGCCCGGAGGAGCCACUCUGUGCAUGGGGGGCUGCUCGGGGCAGGGUGCCGGGGGGUGGGGGGCAGCACGGAGCAGCUGGAGGAGAGUGUGGUGUGAUGGGAAAGGAGUCAGCCCAGGGCAGGCCGGGGAAGGGGCAGAGGGCAUGGGGCGGGUAGCUGCUGGGCCCGGUUAAGUCAGCACUGCCAGGGAGUCCCUCCUGAUUUGACCCUUGGUACCUCAGGCCCCCUUUGUACUUGGCAGGACAGGGGGCCCUUUCCCUGGUUCUGGCCUCCAGACCCGCGUUCCUCUGACAGGUGCUCACGGCCACCAAGGCAGGGGCUGCAGCCACCAAGUGGGAGUCUUGUUUUUCUUUAUAAUAAAAUUGUUGGGUA